ACUCUUUUUUUUAGCUUAGUCACAUUAAAAUAAUAAAUAAUAUUGUUCUUUUUUUCAAAUAAAUGAAUGUCAGAGAAUCUGAAGAUAUUGGGCUAAGUUUCGGUAAUGAUGACAAUGAAGUCAAAAAGACAAAGUUUAAGCAUCCAUAUGCAUCGUUUUUUCACCUGUUUUUUCGCACUUCUGCAUUGAUAUUUUACUUCAUAUUUAACUUCAUAACAAGUAGUUUUAUAACAGGAUUUGUUGUGAUUGUACUGAUGUUAUCUAUUGAUUUUUGGGUUGUUAAAAAUGUUACUGGACGUUUGUUGGUAGGAUUGCGCUGGUGGAACUAUAUAGAUGAAGAUGGAAAUAGUCAAUGGAUUUUUGAAGCUAGAAAAAAAAAAAAAAAAGGAGAGCUAUCAAAAACAAUACCAACAGAAUCUCGUCUCUUUUGGUUAGGUUUGUUGAUAUUUCCAAUAUUUUGGGCAUUUUUGCUUAUAGUUGCAUUGGCAUCUUUGAAACUCCAAAGUAUUCUUAUUGUCUUAGUUGCAAUAAUAUUAACAUCAGCUAAUUUAAUUGGAUAUGUGAAAUGUAAAAAAGAUGCUGGCAAAGACAUGAAAAGUAUGGCAGGAUCUUUUUUAGGUCGACAAAUCCUUAAUCAGAUAUCGUUAAAUACAGACGCACCCAAGUAGUUGUCAUUAGCUAUUUUUGAUAAAAUAAGUGGUUUUUAAAGAGAAAAUUUGUUUUGCAUUACUGAAAACUUCGAUGUUGAUUGAAUGGGUGUCACAUCAUAGUCAGAAAGCUAAUUUGCAACGUUUUUAAAUUUUCUUUUGUCAAUUUAUUAUUUGCAUUGUAAAUAGAACUGAUAAAUAUGUCAAUAUGUCAGUAUAACAUAUUUAAUGUUGGUGAAGUGAGUUACAUUAGUGGAGGUGUAUUGGUUAGGCGAGGAGUAAUUAAAGACGUGGUUAAAUUCUUUAGUUUUACGGAAUAAAUUAAAUAAAUAUCAAGAAAAUUUGAAUA
Messenger RNA from Hydra vulgaris (swiftwater hydra), 996 nucleotides. The record is from RefSeq and is a predicted model, not a curated record. Lineage: Eukaryota; Metazoa; Cnidaria; Hydrozoa; Anthoathecata; Hydridae.